CUCAAUCAUGUUCAUCUCACUCACCCUCACCAUCACUCUCCUGACCGCCGCCCAGGCCUGGCUCUACGAUGGCGCGACUCCCGUCGACUGUAUCGAAGACUGGGGGCCAUGGAGAUGUGCCGGAAACAAAAAGCAGUACCGUGAAAACAUCAUCUUUCGCCAUCCAACAGUCAACGGUGCCCCUUGUGUCAAUGGACGAAUCGAAUUCAACGAGAAUUCUUGUGAACCGACUUUGGACGACAAGACAAGGUCAGUGGAAAAGUUUUGGCUCAACCACGACAACGGCUUUACAAGUGGCUCUAGAUCAGGACGGGAGUCCGGUCUCAAAAGAGAUAUCCUUAUCCUGCUGGACAUGUCCGGAAGCAUCAGCACAACAGCUUUUAAUGAAGUUAAGGUUGAUAUUUCAAGGUUCAUUGGGUUGAUAUGCCCUGCUGGUGAUUUAGGCCGAGGUCGUACUAACCAGCUUGCAUUGGUGGCAUUCAGUGACCGAAUUGUCAGGGUUUUCGAUUUCAAUGAUCAUUAUAACUUAGCUGUCACGCAGAAUGCCAUUCGAAAUUUUCAACGCCAAGGAACCAAUACCCAUACCAAACAGGCCCUUGAGUACGUCCGAAGGAAUAUGUUUGGAAGCCAAGGACUUGCAUAUAGAGGCUUGCGUCGAGACAGCAACCAUGAGGUAAUUCUCAUCACUGAUGGACAGCCGACUGACGCUAGCGAGGUGGAGGUGGAACAAGAAGCUCAACGGUUGAAGAACAUGGGGGUCGAGGUGUUUGGAUUCGGUAUUGACGAAACUCAAGCAAUCAACUUUGAACAUCUUAACAAGGUGGUCAGUCCAAAGGAUACCAGCCACGUCUUUCACAUCAAAGGGGUUCAAGAGUUUACUGCAAUAGUGGAAAUAAUUCGUGCACAGGCCGAGUCACCUCACAACACGGGUCAGUGUAUAGAUCUUGGUUAUUACCCAGACCAAUAGACGAAGCAACAGCCAUGUCAAGAAAUCGAAAUGAA
Messenger RNA from Branchiostoma belcheri (Belcher's lancelet), 1002 nucleotides. Its product is annotated as cartilage matrix protein-like. Bases 8 to 967 code for a protein of 319 amino acids. The record is from RefSeq and is a predicted model, not a curated record. The transcript is spliced from 5 exons. Lineage: Eukaryota; Metazoa; Chordata; Leptocardii; Amphioxiformes; Branchiostomatidae.